GCCAUCCGUCGAGGGAUCUGCCCUUGCAGGGAUGGGAAACUGACUCCGAAGUUAAAGAGUACUAAAGGCGAAAACCUUCCAGAGGAGAAAACAGGUGGCCGAGGGGUGUUCUUCUUAUCAGAUACCUCACUGCAAGUGUUGACACUUAACUUAAUUCUUGCAGUAAGUGAAUUUAUCAGACUUCUUCCAAGCAUACUCUUAGCUGGGAGCAGAUCCUUGCAACAAAGGUCCGGUCGGCCGCGCCGGCAGCCAUGACGACCGCCAUCUUGGAGCGCCUGAGCACGCUGUCGGUGAGCGGGCAGCAGCUGCGCCGCCUGCCCAAGCUCCUGGAGGACGGCCUUCCCAAGAUGCCCUGCACCGUCCCGGAGACCGACGUGCCCCAGCUCUUCCGCGAGCCCUACAUCCGCACCGGCUACCGCCCCACGGGCCACGAGUGGCGCUACUACUUCUUCAGCCUCUUUCAGAAGCACAACGAGGUGGUCAACGUGUGGACCCACUUGCUGGCCGCCCUGGCCGUGCUCCUGCGAUUCUGGGCCUUCGCCGAGGCCGAGGCCUUGCCGUGGGCCUCCACACGCUCGCUGCCCCUGCUCCUCUUCAUCCUGUCGUCCAUCACUUACCUCACGUGCAGCCUGCUGGCCCACCUGCUGCAGUCCAAGUCGGAGCUCUCGCACUACACCUUCUACUUCGUGGACUACGUGGGCGUGAGCGUCUACCAGUACGGCAGCGCCUUGGCCCACUUCUUCUACAGCUCCGACCAGGCCUGGUACGAGCUCUUCUGGCUCUUCUUCUUGCCCGCAGCUGCCUUCUGUGGCUGGCUGUCUUGUGCCGGCUGUUGCUACGCCAAGUACCGCUACCGCAGGCCUUACCCGGUCAUGAGGAAGCUCUGUCAAGUGGUGCCGGCGGGGCUGGCCUUCGUCCUAGACAUCAGCCCGGUGGCCCACCGUGUGGCCCUGUGCCACCUGGCUGGCUGCCAGGAGCAGGCGGCCUGGUACCACACCCUCCAGAUCCUCUUCUUCCUGGUCAGCGCCUACUUCUUCUCCUGCCCGGUUCCUGAGAAGUACUUUCCGGGUUCCUGUGACAUCGUGGGCCAUGGGCAUCAGAUCUUCCAUGCCUUUCUGUCUGUCUGCACGCUCUCUCAGCUGGAGGCCAUCCUUCUGGACUACCAGGAGCGGCAGGAGAUCUUUCUGCAGCGCCAUGGCCCGCUGUCUGUCUACAUGGCCUGCCUUUCUUUCUUCUUCUUGGCGGCCUGCAGCUCUGCCACAGCAGCGCUUCUGAGACACAAAGUCAAGGCGAGACUGACAAAGAAAGAUUCCUGAGGCUGGCAGGUGGGGUGAGGUGUAGAGGCAGCCUGCUGUGAUUUGGGGAAAGCUCAGUACAACAAUAGGAGUUGACUUUUUGUUUUUAAGAGUUGCUUUUAAAUUAACACAUAUUUCCAAGGAUAUGCUAUGGCAUUGGAAAGCCAAAGGAGUCAAGAAUUUUGUUGUUCAAAGUUUUUGCUAAUAAAAGGAGUAUUACUUUUCCCUCUGUGUCACAGCCUUAUGAGAUACAGGAAAGGAAGGGACUUUGGCUAGGAUUCAUGGGACACUGAAUUAAGGACGAUCUUUCCGCCUGAAAAUUUGGUGGAAUUUUGACUUUGGCCUCUGGGGCCAAGCCCUUGAGCUAAAGGGAUUAUAAAGUUGGACUGGAAAGUGAGUAUGUGGCUGGUUCACACUGUAUUGGAAUGGCCAUACUACCGUACUGGUCUUUGGUAAUUGAAUAAACUGACCCAAGAACUUGAUUUCAUUUGGAUUUCAGAUUGUCCAGGGUGGAGAAGUCAGAAACUUCAAGAUGAUUCAGUGAAACCCUUAGACAUAAUGAAUUACUUGGUUCAUCUGAGUUCUGGUCCCUCCUCUCUGGCCCACUUUGACACUGACCCUUUUCUCAGGAUGACGUCUGCCUAGCUGUUUUCUCUACAGUGUACUCCCAUCUGUACUUUGCAUGGUAAUAUAGAGGACUAUGAAGCAGUCAUAUUUCCAGGAAAUGCUUGGAUCCAUGUGGACAUUCAGGAAGCUUAUUUUCAUAUACUACUAAAUGGUACUAGAAAGUACAGUGCCAAGAGCCAUCAGAAGGCCCAGCCAACAAGCAUGGAUACUGUUUUGUGUCCUGAGACCCUUCUGUUUUAUACCUGUGGACUGCAGUACUUGAGAUCUAUCAGGGCUAUCUUACAGGCCAGAAAAUCUGGGGCUUGUGCUAGGAAAUCUUCUCCAGAUUUGGACCAACAUGUUUAAAGAAACAAAACAAACAAAACCCCGAAUAGAAUGAAUUGGUUCUGGCUCUUCUAGGGAUCUGAUUAUUUCAAGAGGAACCCAAGGUCCAGAUUCUUAACUAGAUGCUGCCAUUUACGGACCCACAUAUCUUCCCUAGUUCAGGGUCUUCAGGCAGGAGGCUAUGCCUCAACUUAGAGAUGGAUCCUUAAAAUAAUCAAGCUCCAGGACAGUUGAGCAUGUGUGAUCACUGUGGGUUGGUCCCUGAAGACUCCUGUGGGUAAGAAUGGUGAACCAGGUACCCUGUAGCUAGAAUUUUCUGUUGUCCAGUAGCUCCUGUGGGAUAGGGGGUACUUGUGAUUGAUGUGUUCUGGCCACACAACCCUCUCUGAGGACUGAUUUAUGUAUUAAUCCAGUGAAGGGGGCUGUGUUGAUGGAGGAGCAAUGGGAGUCUUCUCAAAGGCUAUGUUUCCUAUCAGUAUAAGGUCCCUUUUACUACAAAGGGAAGUACUUUGUUUUCACUCCAGUUUGAUGAAACUCUUCUAUUAAUAGGUUAUUUUAUCUUCAGGUCUUUAUUUUCUUCCUUUCUCUGAGCAGUUUGUGGAUUUUGUGCCUUAUAAAUGGAAACAUAUGAACAGUUUACUUAAUACAUGGGCAUGCACAAUUUGAAGUUUUGGGUUAUUGGGAUAAGAAAAAAAGAAUGCAUUGCUUUUGAAAGAAGGGUCAGAAAACCAGAAUUAUUUAUAAAUCAAAAGGCACUGUCAAAUGAAAAAAAAAAAAAGACACUGUCAGUCUGCAUUUUGGCAAAACAAAACAAAAAAACACAACCUCAACUGAAGUUUUCCUAUAAUCUUCAUAUAAAGAAAGCAUAUGUCUUGUCUGCUACAUGGAUUUCCUAGGUGGAUUUCUCUGUUAAUCCUUAAAUACCUGAACUUCUGUGCUACCCAAGUGUCUUACAUAAGUUUCUGGGGUGCAGGCCAAAUUCAUCACAAAUAAAGCUGACAAAACUGAAGCCAGUUGAACCAAACAAGGUGAUGGGGGAAUUGUACAAACACAUCGCAAGAAGAGGGUCAGUUUAAAAUGUUUGAAAUGUUCAUUUUUAUGGAGUGAAAGAUCAUAUUCUUCUAAAAGUUAGGAGGAAAGUGUAAGUCAGGCUCUUGAAUAUGGCGGUGGUCCUGGUGGACAGAGAUCUUCAAGCCCAAUGCAGAUAAAUUUUAGAAAAUAGGAAAUAGGACAAUAACAGUGAUCUUCAAAUGCAGUUGACAGACCAAGGUAAGCUGACACACUCUAAGCAGUCUAUGACAAGUUCAGAUAGAUUAAGCUCUUUAAGAUAUUGCCACAAAAUUAUUACUUUAAUUUACACAGGUAUUGGUCCCUCAAGUGGUAAGAAAUUUUUUAAAAAUAAAGUUUUUCACCAGAGGUAAUUGAGAGCAUUGGGGACUAGGUACCUCAUUAAAAUACCAGUAUCAUAAAAACAAACAGAUGGGAUAAUCAGUGUCUUAUUAGAAGUAUAUAAACAUAAGAAAUGCAAAUGUUUUAAGUUACUCAGACUUUUGAGGGACUAAAUACUCCUUUUAGAAAAUUUUCAUUAAAAUGAGUGUAUCAGCCGGGAACAGAUCUAGUUUACUUAAAAGAAAUGAUUAAGUAUUUGAUAAAGGAGAUGAUUGUUUUCUUCCAACAUAGCCUUCCCAACAGUUGACAUCUGGAAAUUCUGCCGGUUCUCUCUCUCUAUUAAAAUAUAAAUGCUUCUGGGAAACCUAAACCAUCAGUCAUUUACAUCUUGUGAAUAAAAAUUCUGAUGGAUUUGUAUGAGGCCCACUCAGGGUAAGGAAAUGGGGCAUCAGAACGCAGCUGACUGGGGACACAUUUGCCUAUUUCCCUCUUGUCUAGUACUUUCUGACUUAUAUUUACUAAUGAGCUAAUGUCAGUACUCAGAUGUUAAAAGUUUCAUUUCUCACCUCUGCUAAGAGCACUUCACUAAAUAACAACACUCUGAGUCCUCUACUGGAAGCUUGAAAUAGUAGGAGUUCAGGUUGUGGAAUGAAGGUAGCUCAUUCCUGACUCCUAUCCACAAACGGUACUUUAAUACUUAACAGGUUCUUCAGAUGCUACACUGUAAUUUCAAGUGGACCCUCCAGAUGGCGCUCAUGUCUUACUCAGCGUGGCUAUUGUAUCCAAGUCUUCGGGCUGUUGAUUGUAUUGGUCCUAGUGUUUUGCUUGAUUGCUUGGCGAAGAAAAAAUGGAACUAUUUUCUGUUUAUAUAAAUCUACUUAUACGAAUGACCAUUAAACAGAUUUUGUAUAUA
Messenger RNA from Neogale vison (American mink), 4548 nucleotides. It is a transcript of the gene PAQR8, whose product is annotated as progestin and adipoQ receptor family member 8. The transcript is spliced from 2 exons. Lineage: Eukaryota; Metazoa; Chordata; Mammalia; Carnivora; Mustelidae. Gene Ontology annotation, biological process: response to steroid hormone. Gene Ontology annotation, cellular component: plasma membrane. Gene Ontology annotation, molecular function: nuclear steroid receptor activity; steroid binding. Bases 252 to 1316 code for a protein of 354 amino acids. The record is from RefSeq and is a predicted model, not a curated record.